Molecule: messenger RNA, 954 nt
Organism: Gossypium raimondii (Peruvian cotton)
Lineage: Eukaryota; Viridiplantae; Streptophyta; Magnoliopsida; Malvales; Malvaceae
Product: pathogen-related protein
Exons: 4
Coding region: 54-644 (196 amino acids)
Source: RefSeq, a predicted model, not a curated record
CUCUUUGCAACACAAAUUAUCCAAAAUUUGGAAACCUCUGAAAGAGUGUAGAAAUGGCAACAGUUCCAGCAGCAAAAGAUAAGUACAGGUCAUUCCUGGACGAUGAAGCAGAUAACGUUCAAUGGCGACAUGGUGCCCCUCCUUCAUACGAUGAUGUCAAUCAGCUCUUCGAACAAGGCCGUACCAAGGAAUGGGAAGAAGGAUCACUUGAAGAAAUAGUGCAAAAUGCUAUAAAGACAUGGGAGAUGGAACUCUCCCACAAGGUUCGAUUGCAAGACUUCAAGUCCAUCAACCAUGAAAAAUUCAACCUCAUCGUUAAUGGAAGAGAAGGAUUAAAAGGAGAAGAAGCACUAAAGAUGGGCAGUUACAAUGCAUUAUUGAAGAAUUCACUUCCAAAAGAGUUUCAAUAUUACAAAGCAGAUGAAGAGAGCUUUGAAUCAUCGCAUGAAGCAUUUCGUUCAGCUUUUCCUCGUGGAUUUGCAUGGGAAGUCAUCCAUGUUUACUCUGGACCUCCUUUGAUUGCUUUCAAGUUCAGGCAUUGGGGUAUUUUUGAGGGUCCUUUUAAAGGACAUGCCCCUACUGGAGAAACGGUUGAAUUCUAUGGGAUAGCUACUGUUAAGAUGAACAGGUUGACGAAGGAUUGAAGGUAGAAGAAGUGGAGGUAUACUAUGACCCAGCUCAGCUAUUUGGUGGCCUAUUGAAAGCUCCCCCCAUCUCCAUUUCUUCUUCACCAACUCAUCAUGCCUCUGCCUGCCCUUUCCAUUCCUCUUCUUAAUUUUACCUAUCUUUAUUUCCAUUCCAAUAUUUCAAACUUCAUAUUACUUAGGUUUGUUUUACUGUACAUAAAGUUUAAUCCUUUUAGGUUUAUGUUUGCCUCUCCUUACAGCCUUAUCUUCAAAGUUCAAACCUAAAUUAUAUCUCUAAAUGAAUAAUAUACUUUGCAAUUGCACCCCA